Molecule: messenger RNA, 447 nt
Organism: Gregarina niphandrodes
Lineage: Eukaryota; Apicomplexa; Conoidasida; Eugregarinorida; Gregarinidae
Exons: 1
Coding region: 1-447 (148 amino acids)
Source: RefSeq, a predicted model, not a curated record
AUGAUGAAUGAAAGAAUAGAGCACAAGCUGGUUCGGGUUAUCCAGCUAUAUCAGCUGGUACGACUAAGAAAACUCUUACAUGAACCCUCCGGAGUGCUAGCAAUACAGGAAAGGAAUCCCAACUCGGUUCUGCUGGAGGACGCCGAAAACACCACUGCGAACCAGUGGAAAACGUUCCUCAAAGAUCACGACCUCAUUGUUGCCGACAACUGCGGCUGGAACGAAUUUGCCCACGUGUCUAGCUCUAUACCUGGCCUUGACAUCCAAACUUAUCAGCGAAUGGUGGAUGACGAAGACGACCCUGUUGCUCAGCAGCUUAUCGAGCAGGCCCAGGUGGUGGCUGCUGAGAACGACGGAUGCUUGAAUCCCGACAGCCUUAGUCAGUGCUAUCUUCAGGAUACUUUUCGUCAGGGAUUUUACAAAGGCAGAUUUCAUGCUCGACUUUGA